Messenger RNA from Sesamum indicum (sesame), 2827 nucleotides. Its product is annotated as LOW protein: PPR containing-like protein. The record is from RefSeq and is a predicted model, not a curated record. NCBI's taxonomy places the organism in Eukaryota, Viridiplantae, Streptophyta, Magnoliopsida, Lamiales, Pedaliaceae. Gene Ontology annotation, molecular function: RNA binding; protein binding; zinc ion binding. Gene Ontology annotation, biological process: RNA modification.
UUUAAUUCUGAACAAAAUGAGAUAAUUAAGACUACGCGAAGCUGCAAAUGAAUAAAACUGCGAGAAUCGACCGGCGGCUGCUGGCAGUCAAAGGUUGUGGAAAGAGAGAACACUGCGCAGCUAAAAUACUGUAACUCGCUAUGACCUCCACCGUUGUCCUCUCCUCACCUCCCAUGACCAUCCCCUCCCCACCAAAUUUAAACCCACAAAUUCAAGUGCAAUCAAGACCCAUUUUAUACAACCUCGUACUGGAAACUGGGUCUCUCAAAUCUUGCAAGAAUCUUCAAGAGAUUAAACAACUACAUGGACAGUUCACAAAACAUGGACUAAUAGGUGACGCCGCUGUGCUAACGAAGCUCAUUGACAAGUAUUCGCAAUUGGGGUCUUCUGAAAGCUUAGAGUAUGCCCAAAAAGCCUUCAAGAUAUUCAAGAACAUCAGGGAGGAUUGCCGUAGUAGGAUAAUUUACCUGUAUAAUUCUUUGAUAAGAGGGAGUUCCUCGGUUGGAGCUUUUGAUGAAGCCGUUUUGCUGUAUGUGGAUAUGUUGUUUGAGGGUGUUGCGCCUGAUAACUAUACCUAUCCAUUUGUUUUGAGUGCUUGUGCAAAAGGCUUGAGGCUUUCUGAGGGAGUACAACUUCAUGGUUCUCUUGUGAAGAUGGGCUUUCAUAGUGAUAUUUUUGUGCUGAAUUCUUUGAUAUAUUGUUAUGGAGAGUAUGGAGAAAUUGAUAGAGCGAGAAAAGUGUUUGAUGAAAUGUGUGAGAGAAAUGUAGUGUCAUGGACUAGUUUGAUUUGCGGGUAUGCCCGGAGAGAGAGCCAUAAAGAGGCUGUUUCUCUAUUUUUUAAAAUGGUAGAAGAGGGAAUUGAGCCCAAUGAAGUUACCAUGGUGAGUGUGAUUUCGGCUUGUGCGAAGUUGGGGGAUAUGGAUUGGGGGGAGAGAGUUUUGGAUUAUGUGGAGAAGUCAGGGAUAACAAUCAAUACUGUCAUGGUAAAUGCACUUGUUGACAUGUAUAUGAAAUGUGGAGCUGCUGAGAAGGCGAGGCGACUUUUUGAUGGAUGUGUUGAUAGAAAUUUGGUUCUUUACAAUACACUCAUGUCUAAUUAUGUAAAGUUGGGGAAGGUGAGAGAUGCACUUGAUAUAUUUUGUGAAAUCCUUGAUGGAGGAGCUAAACCGGAUAGAGUUACUAUGUUGUCAGUAAUCACAUCCUCAGCUGAACUAGGUAAUUUUCGCUUGGGGAUGCAAUGUCAUGCAUAUGUCUUAAGGAAUGGGCUUGAGAGUUGGGACAACAUUGGCAAUUCACUUAUUGAUAUGUAUACCAAGUCGGGCAAGCAAGAAUGGGCUUUCAGAGUCUUUGAUCAAAUGUCCAACAAGACUGUUGUUUCAUGGAAUUCUCUACUCGCAGGUUUCGCCAGAAAUGGUGAUGUGGAGUCAGCUCAAGGAUUGUUCAAUGAGAUGCCAGAAAAGGAUAUUGUGUCUUGGAAUACAAUGAUUGGUGCUUUGGUCCAACAAAGUUUCUUUAGAGAUGCAAUUGAGCUGUUCCACUCCAUGCAGAAUGAAGGGAUAAUGGUAGACGAGGUCACAAUGGUGAGUGUUGCAUCAGCCUGCGGCUAUUUAGGAGCUCUGGAUCUGGCAAAAUGGACUUACAAUUACAUUAAGAAAUAUGAAAUUCACUGUAACAUGCGGCUUAAUACAGCUCUUGUCGACAUGUUUGCUAGGUGUGGGGACCCUCAAAGUGCAUUAAAAGUUUUCAGCACAAUGAAAGAGAGGGAUGUCUCAGCUUGGACAGCAGCAAUUGGGGCAAUGGCCAUGGAAGGUAAUGGGGAACGAGCGCUUGAGCUUUUCCAUGAGAUGCUCGGCCAAGGGGUUGUGCCUGAUGAAGUAGUUUUCUCUGGAGUAUUGACAGCGUGUAGCCAUGCAGGUUUAGUUAAGCAAGGAAUGCAAAUAUUUAACAGUAUGAAAGAGCACGGAAUCACUCCGCAUAUUAUCCACUAUGGUUGUGUUGUUGAUUUACUAGGCCGGGCAGGUUUGUUGGAUGAAGCUCUUGAUUUCAUCAAUACCAUGCCUAUGGAGCCUAAUGGUGCCAUUUGGGGUGCUUUUUUAGCUGCUUGUAGAAUACACGAGAACGAAAAGAUGGCAACUUGUGCAGCCGAGCUGAUAACCAAAUCUGCCAAGGACAAAACAGGAGUCCACGUUCUCCUAUCGAACAUAUAUGCUUCUGCAGCCAAAUGGGAUGAUGUUGCAAAGGUGAGGAUGCAGAUGAAAGAAAAAGGUAUGAAGAAAACUCCUGGUUCAAGCUCAAUUGAGGUAAAUGGAGUGGUCCAUGAGUUCACUUCUGGAGAUGAAUCUCAUCCAGAGAAUGCACUCACUGCCUCGAUGCUUCAGGAGAUAAACUGCAGACUCAAACAUGCAGGCUAUGUUCCUGAUUUAACGAAUGUUUUGCUCGACAUUGAUGAACAAGAGAAAGACUUUUUGCUCAAUCGACAUAGUGAGAAGCUAGCCAUUGCCUUCGGCCUUGUCUCUUCUAGUCAGGGAAUGCCCAUACGAGUUGUUAAGAAUCUGCGGAUGUGCUCAGAUUGCCAUUCAUUUGCAAAGAUGGUGUCAAGAGUGUACGACAGGGAGAUAGUUAUUCGAGAUAACAACAGGUUUCACUUUUUCUGGCAAGGCUCAUGUUCUUGUCGUGAUUACUGGUAAUAUAACCGAAGUAUCUGGGCCUAGAUUUUACCAAUGACAACAGUGAUGCUAUCAGCAUAUCAUCCCUCUUCUUGUGUCAGAUGUAUAUACCAUUCUUUUCAUCCUCAGUGAUGUAAAAUAUAUGUUAAUUUGUUGUUGGA